This is a messenger RNA of Exophiala aquamarina CBS 119918, 1506 nucleotides long. Its product is annotated as serine/threonine-protein kinase PRP4. Gene Ontology annotation, biological process: mRNA splicing, via spliceosome. Gene Ontology annotation, cellular component: U4/U6 x U5 tri-snRNP complex. Lineage: Eukaryota; Fungi; Ascomycota; Eurotiomycetes; Chaetothyriales; Herpotrichiellaceae. Bases 1 to 1506 code for a protein of 501 amino acids. The record is from RefSeq and is a predicted model, not a curated record. Gene Ontology annotation, molecular function: U6 snRNA binding; protein binding; U4 snRNA binding. The transcript has 2 exons.
AUGGGCGUCGACCUCACAAACAUUCCAAUUGAUCGCAACUAUGACAUGCCUUCAGGAGCAACUGGGCUUGCUCCCGGAAAUGCAUCUGCCAUCCUAUCACAAUUCGACCGAAAACGCCGUUUGGCCCAGACUGCAGUCCCUACCGACGAUGGAAAGGUUAGAGCGAGCCUUCGUGAACGUGGCCAGCCUGUCACUCUUUUCGGAGAAGGCCCUGCUGAUCGGAGGGACCGUCUGCGUGAAAUGCUUCUUGAGGAGGCCGAGGGGCUUGAUGGGGCCACUACCGAUGUUCAGAUGCAAGAGGCAGAUGACCAAGCCGAUCAAGAGGAGGAGUUUUAUACCGAAGGACUGCCUGAACUUCUCCAGAUCAGGAGAGAUAUUGCAAAAUACUCCCUCCCGAGGGCAAGGGACAGAACUGCAAGACAGAGAGAAGAUUCCACCAUCCCCCUCCGCACACAUAUCAAGCAUCGCAAAACAAUAAAAGAGAAACUGCAUGGCUUUGAGCUUUUCGGUACUCAAAUUGCAGGGGAACGCCCGGUUAGCAUUACUCGCUUUGCUCCCAAUGGCGAAAUCAUCGCCGCUGGCAACUGGGGUGGUGGCAUUAAGUUGCUGGAUGUGCCAAACUUGAACGAAAAAGCCACGUUGAGAGGUCAUAGUGGAAUUGUUGGUGGUCUCGCUUGGUAUCCUGGCUCAACUUUGCCCUCUUCCACUGUGUCAUCAGAUUCUCUGAACAUCGCUAGUGGUGCUGGUGGCCAAGGUGGCUCAAGUGAAAUUCAUUUCUGGAAUUUGAACAAAGAUACUCCAAUCUCCACGCUUCAAGGCCACACAGAUCGUGUCUGUCGAGUGGAAUUUCAUCCCUCUGGCAAAUACCUGGCCUCGGCAUCCUUUGAUACAACCUGGCGACUGUGGGACGUCGAAACGACCACAGAGCUGCUUCUGCAAGAGGGCCACUCUAGGCAGGUCUUCACAGUGAGUUUCAAUACCGAUGGCUCAUUAUUGGCCAGUGGAGGUUUUGACAGCAUUGGCCGUAUUUGGGAUCUGAGGUCAGGGCGUACAGUCAUGAUUCUAGACGGUCACAUCAAGGAAAUAUACUCCCUUGACUGGGGUAUUGACGGACAUCGCGUACUCUCGGGAUCUGGAGACGGCUUCGCCAAAUGUUGGGAUAUUCGACAAGUACGCGCCGUUGCUUCAAUUGGUGCUCAUCAUGGCAACGUCUCAGACCUAAGAUGGUUCAAAGGAACCGACGCCAAUGUGUCAUCUUUGGUAGAAUCAGAUGGGGUCAGACAAGAACACAGUCCACGGAAGGCGGGGACCUUCUUCGUUUCCAGUGGUUUUGACAAGAAUGUCAACAUCUACUCAGCCGACGACUGGGCACUCGCGAAGCAGUUAAGUGGUCACUCUGGGAACGUCCUCAGCGUCGAUGUCACGAAUGAUGCCAAAUGGAUCGCGAGUAGCGGUCAUGAUAGGACUGUGAAAUUAUGGGGCCGUGAGGAUGGACAGGGCAUUUGA